AUGUACUGUUGUUUUUUUUCAGAACCUGUAUCUCCAGCCUUUGCACCAACAACAUUAAAGUUUCCUAAACACAUCCAUUGUGAUGUUGAUGAUAAACUAAAUAAACUAGCAGAGAAGAUUUUUACACGUAGUCAAAUUGGUCCUAAUCAUACACAUAAUGAAAUCUCAGCUCCCUAUGAGGUCCUUCAAUAUCCUAUAGAAGAAGAGGCUGACAGAUCUUAUUUUGAGAAGAAAUAUCAUACACAGGGAGAUAACAGUCUCAAGUCUAGUAUAGGACAUAUUGAUGCUGCUUAUGACAGUGUUGAAGAUGAAGAGGCAGAAUUUCUCACUGCCUUUCAAAGAAUUGCCAUUAAUGGUAAUGAAAUUAGUGGAGUACCACUUAAUGAUCUUGAAGAAGCUUCCAAGAGUUUGGUGAAAGCCUUGAUGAUAAGAGAGAAGUAUAUGGCUGUUUCAAACCAAUAUUUCCCUAAAGUAACAGCUCGAUUCUUACAAAGUCUAGAAGAGAAGGCUGAAUUUAAUAAAGUCAAUUAUAUUGGAGAGAAAAAGAGUAUCUUAGAUCAUCCAAUUCAUGCUCCACCUACAGCUGGGGAUCCUUUUAAUGUUCCACUACAGGAGAGCGUUCACUGCUCUCUAAAAAUGAAACAAGGAAUAGUAUAUGUUUAUAAAGAUGAAGAAAACUUGAUGGAAAAUAAACCAAUUGACUUCCCCUAUGUUGAUUUGAAAUCUUUCCUAGCAGACCAAAAUCUCAUGUAUGCCUUUAUUAGUGAUGGGCCUUUGAAAUCUUUCUGUUACCGACGUCUUUCUUUUCUUUCUGCCAAAUUUCAACUUCAUUUGUUACUUAAUGAGUUGAAGGAAUCCGCUCUACAAAAAACAGUACCUCAUAGAGAUUUCUAUAAUAUCAGGAAGGUAGACACUCAUGUCCAUGCCUCAUCCUGUAUGAAUCAGAAACAUUUAUUAAGAUUUAUCAAAAAGAAGAUGAAGAUGGAACCCAAUGUUAAAGUUUGUAAAACUAAAGACGGUAAAGAAAUGACAUUACAAGAGGUGUUCCAAUCAUUUAAUAUGUCAACAUAUGAACUGAGUGUGGAUGUUUUAGAUGUUCAUGCAGAUCGUAAUACGUUUCACAGAUUUGAUAAGUUCAAUGCUAAAUAUAAUCCAAUUGGUGAGAGCAGGUUACGUGAAAUAUUUAUUAAAACUGAUAAUUUCAUUGAAGGCAGAUAUUUUGCUCAUAUACUCAAGGAAGUAAUGAGUGAUUUAGAAGAAAGUAAAUAUCAGAAUGCUGAGUAUCGUUUGUCCAUAUAUGGUCGUAGUCGAGAUGAAUGGGAUAAACUAGCCAAUUGGGCAGCCAAUCAUAAGGUUUACAGUGAUAAUGUUAGAUGGUUAAUACAAAUACCUCGUCUAUAUGAUGUCUAUAAGAGUAAUAAAUUAGUGACAUGUUUUCAAGAUUUAUUAGAGAAUCUAUUUUUACCAUUAUUUGAAGUUACCAAUGAUCCUAGCUCUCACCCAGAACUACAUUCAUUCUUACAACAUAUUAGUGGGUUUGAUUCAGUAGAUGACGAGUCUAAGUCUGAACAUAUACAAUUUGAUGCUGCAUCACCUCAACCUGAAGACUGGACUAAUGACACUAACCCACCUUACACUUACUAUUUAUAUUAUAUGUACGCAAACAUUACUGUACUUAAUCAUUUUCGAAGGGAGAGAGGAUUUUCAACAUUUACUCUACGACCUCACUGUGGUGAAGCUGGUAAUGUCACACAUUUAGUAGCUGGUUUUAUGUUAGCAGAGAGUAUCUCACAUGGUCUAGUUUUACGCAAGGUUCCAGUGUUACAGUACCUAUAUUAUUUAGCUAAAGUUGGUAUUGCUAUGUCUCCACUGAGUAACAAUUCUUUAUUUUUGAAUUAUCAACGUAAUCCUUUACCUGAAUAUUUUGCUCGAGGAUUAAAUGUCUCUCUGUCUACAGAUGAUCCAAUGCAGUUCCAUUUCACAAAGGAACCUUUAAUGGAAGAGUACAGUAUAGCAGUACAGGUAUGGAAGUUUAGUAGCUGUGAUAUGUGUGAGAUAGCUAUGAAUAGUGUUCUACAAAGUGGCUUUGAUCAUGCUGUGAAGCAGCAUUGGUUAGGACCAAACUACACAAAAGAAGGCGUGGCAGGAAAUGAUACUACACGAACCAAUAUACCAGAUGUCCGAGCAGCUUAUCGCUAUGAAACUUUGGUAGAGGAACUCCAGAGUAUCUGCCUAGGAGCCAAAUCAUUUGAUUAUGAACACACAAAGAAAGAAUCUUAA
This is a messenger RNA of Lottia gigantea (owl limpet), 2280 nucleotides long. RefSeq lists its product as hypothetical. Gene Ontology annotation, molecular function: AMP deaminase activity. Gene Ontology annotation, cellular component: cytosol. The transcript has 15 exons. The record is from RefSeq and is a predicted model, not a curated record. Bases 1 to 2280 code for a protein of 759 amino acids. NCBI's taxonomy places the organism in Eukaryota, Metazoa, Mollusca, Gastropoda, Lottiidae. Gene Ontology annotation, biological process: IMP salvage; AMP metabolic process.